CUUCUCUACUCUACCCCGGGUUUCUAUAUCUACAAUAUUCUUGUUUGACAUGUUGAAGCGUAUCCCAUCGUUAGCAGUCGGGCGCAAAUUACCGCGAGCAUCAUUCUCAGGUCGUCAGACACUAUCCUCUUCUGCCAGAACAAUGGCCCAAGCCGAUUGGAGCGCCUCUCAAUACCUCAAGUUCAUGAAUGAGAGGACCACACCAGCUCGCGACUUGCUUGCCCGGGUCCCUCUCCAGGAUCCCGAAACAAUAGUUGAUCUAGGAUGCGGACCGGGAAACUCAACAGCCGUGUUGGCACACCGGUACCCCAACGCUCAUCUCGUGGGCAUGGAUUCAUCGCCGGAUAUGAUUAAGAAAGCACAGUCGACACUCCCCAGUCUCGAAUUUACCGUUGAAGAUCUGAGAACCUACUCGCCUCCGCAAUCUGUUGAUCUCUUUUUUUCGAAUGCCGUUUUGCACUGGCUGGGAAGAGAUGAGCGAAUUGCGCUUAUCAAGCGUUUGAUGGAGUCGCAGCCAUCUGGUGGCGUGUUUGCUUUCCAAGUGCCGUACAAUCUGACUGAACCGUCUCAUGUCUUGAUGAAAGAGGUUGCCGCAGACGGCCCCUGGGCGAGCACGCUGAAAAAUACCGGCAGAGAUGCUUUUCAGACACCACGGGAGAUUUACGACCAGCUUAUUCCAAUGUCAUCGGAGGUGCACAUCUUCAAGACGGACUACCACCAUCCCUUGGAGGAUCAUAGAGCAAUUAUAGAAUGGGUUCAGGGAACGGGGUUAAGACCAUAUCUUGAUCCGUUGUCGCCGGAAGAAAAGGAAGCCUUUAUUAAUGAAUAUUUGAAGCGCCUUGAGUCUGUUUAUCCCAAAUCAGUUGACGGCAGAGUGCUUCUUGGUUAUCCGCGGUUGUUUGUGGUGGCUGUCAAAAAGUGAUGAUGCAUACAAGUUGACUCUCAAAUAGCAAAUAAUAGAUGAUCAUUCUCGCAUGCUU
Aspergillus ruber CBS 135680 is the source of this 980-nucleotide messenger RNA. Its product is annotated as putative trans-aconitate 2-methyltransferase. The record is from RefSeq and is a predicted model, not a curated record. The coding region runs from base 143 to 922 and encodes 259 amino acids. Gene Ontology annotation, molecular function: trans-aconitate 2-methyltransferase activity. The transcript has a single exon. Lineage: Eukaryota; Fungi; Ascomycota; Eurotiomycetes; Eurotiales; Aspergillaceae.